AUGGUGGCAGCCAUUGCUGUCCUAACUAAAGACGCUGGGAAGUUGACCUUGGGUCAGCCACUCACCAUCCUGGCACCCCAUGCAGUGGAGGCUUUGAUAAAACAGCCCCCUGACCGCUGGCUCUCAAAUUCCUGCAUGACCCACUACCAAGCCUUGCUACUGGAUGCGGAACGGGUCCAGUUUGGGCCCGUGGUCGCUCUCAACCCAGCCACUCUGCUUCCUUUGCCAGAGGAGGCAGAACAGCACGACUGUCUGCAGAUCCUUGCAGAAGUACAUGGAUCCAGACCAGACCUAUCGGACCGACCUCUCCAGGAUGCUGACCAUACGUGGUACACCGAUGGUAGCAGCUACUUGGUGAACGGGGAAUGGAAAGCUGGAGCCGCGGUCACUACCGAGGACAAAGUGAUCUGGGCAAGCACCUUGCCUGUUGGUACCUCCGCACAGCGGGCUGAACUCAUUGCCUUAACCCAGGCGCUCAAAAUGGCAGAAGGUAAGAGGCUGAAUGUAUAUACAGACAGCCGCUAUGCCUUUGCUACGGCACACAUCCAUGGAGAGAUCUACCGGAGAAGAGGGCUGCUCACAUCUGAGGGGCAUCAGAAGGGACACAGCCCCGAGGCACGGGGAAAUCGGCUAGCUGACUCAGCGCGUGAGGCCGCCAUGGGCACCCAAGUUCUGUCCUUAAAAGACCAAGAUCAACCCACGUCUCCACAGCUGGAACAGACCGGUUGGCUCUACACCACGGAGGACACAAAGCUCCUACAGAAAAUGGGGGCCGUUUGGUACCCACAGCUAAAACGGUGGGUCUACACAGGGAAAACUGUUAUGCCUAUGAAGAUGACCUUUGAAUUAAUCUCCUACCUACAUAAAUUAACACACCUGGGACUCAAGAAGAUGAAGACCCUCUUAAGACGAGAAGAGAUUGACACCUACCUCCUGGGACGAGAUCAGGCCUUGCGGGAGGUGACUGAAAGCUGCAGGGCCUGUGCUCAGGUAAACCCAGGAAAAGCUAAAAUUGGACAAGGAGUCUGUCCCCGAGGACAUCGGCCUGGUACCCACUGGGAAAUUGACUUCACUGAAAUCAAGCCUGGUAUGUACGGACACAAAUACCUCUUAGUGUUCAUAGAUACCUUCUCCGGAUGGGUAGAGGCUUUCCCCACGAAACAUGAAACGGCCAAGGUGGUGACCAAGAAGCUCCUCGAAGAAAUCUUCCCCAGCACAUCUUCAGGCCCUACAAAUCGUGCAGAGAGACAUCUGGAAACCUCUAGCCGCGGCCUACCAAGACAGGCUUGA
Molecule: messenger RNA, 1290 nt
Organism: Rattus norvegicus (Norway rat)
Lineage: Eukaryota; Metazoa; Chordata; Mammalia; Rodentia; Muridae
Source: RefSeq, a predicted model, not a curated record